This is a messenger RNA of Hypoxylon trugodes, 3471 nucleotides long. RefSeq lists its product as uncharacterized. Gene Ontology annotation, biological process: protein phosphorylation. Lineage: Eukaryota; Fungi; Ascomycota; Sordariomycetes; Xylariales; Hypoxylaceae. Gene Ontology annotation, molecular function: protein kinase activity; ATP binding. The coding region runs from base 1 to 3471 and encodes 1156 amino acids. The transcript has 10 exons. The record is from RefSeq and is a predicted model, not a curated record.
AUGGGCGAUGAAGAUGAUUUUUGGGUUGGCUACGACUGGCAGGGCAAACACGCCACCCCAUUCGGCCAGGACGCUGUUUUGGCAGUUGCUAAUGACGAACCGGAUUUAGAAGACAGGCGUGAGGAAAUACGGUAUUACAAUUAUUUAUUCCACAGAUAUCGCGAGGCAGGGGAAUAUCCGACGAAAAAGGACUCCCCAUAUUACCCCGAAGUAGAGCCCUAUAAGAUCCGCCGAGGAGAAUGGUGGGGCCACCCAUACCCAAGGGAAGGGAAACCAAACCCUAGGGAAUAUAAUCCCAAGAUACCAUGGAAACAGGAGCCCUAUUCGAUAUAUAACCAGGCCACAUUGGAGAUUAACAACGAACCGAGCAUGCGACUGUAUGAGCACCAGUCGUUCGAGAAGUUACGGCGAAGAUAUAACGAUACGAGAUCAUAUUUCAGCAUUCAGAGCGCCGAGAGAAGUGACGGGUCCCGAUGGCUUAUUGGAAAAGUCUUAGGCUUUAGCAUCUAUAGUCUAACCAUCAGACUUGACUAUUGGCCCCCUCCGGGCAAAGGAGGACAUCGGAGUAUGGUGGUAAAAGUUCCGGUGAAGACUACGAUACCCAGUGUUACGAACGACGGAGAGGGUCCCUUCGAGUUUAGGUUAAUGCGCAAAGAAUUAAAAAAUAUAAAGCGUCUCCAGAAAGCGGCCCAUAUCAUACAAGCCGUCGAUCGAGCAGAUGUCGGUAUUCCACGCCAACGUUAUAUUCCGGAUGACGACCCCGAGUUAUACUAUGAUUCCAGUGAUAACCUAAGCAGUGGAGACGAAAGUCCUGCCGACGAGCCUCCGCCGCCAACUGCCACUCGAAGGGAGCUCCUCGAUCAAGGGGGUUAUUACCCACAGAAGUGGCACAGGCAGUAUGAAAAGUUCGACCAGAGGUCUCAAGAUGACAAAAAGAGAAGAAUAUGGCUCGCUUCUAGGUUCGAUCGCCCAGAACCUCCCAAGUCGCUUAUAGGUGACGAUCCAUACGACGAGAAUCGUCGUGAUUAUAUACUCUUUGACUUUAUGGAACACGGCGACUUGGCAACCCUCAUUCAUAGAAUGCGCCUACUAAAUGAACGGGCUCCCAAUCGCGUUCUUUGGUCUUUCUUUCUCUGCAUGGUCAAAUCUUGUAUCGCCUUGCAAUACCCUCCAAGAAUCCAUCAUCCGAAAAAACGAGAGGUAAUUGGCCCUGCUUUGGCCCAACUCGAAGCUAGAUAUGCACGCCUUGGCAUCAAUGAACCUGGAAACGCUGCAAAAUUAGUCGGGAAGGACCUCUUCGAGGAACUUCCAAGGCCCUCUCGUAGGUGGGCUGGAGCACGCUACGUUCAUUUUGACAUUGAACCUAGGAACAUACUCAUUGGCGACGUGGAUGUGAACGCCGAAGACGGCGAACAUGCCAUAAUUCCCAGGUUGAAGCUUGCAGAUUUUCCGCUCAUGAGGAAAAUAAGACCGAACAAGGCAAACGAUUUCUAUACCGCCUCUCGUGUACAUGGCAAAAUGGGAUUCCUCGCACCGGAACAAUUUGGAGAAGACUGGGAGUUUGUGGACCUCACGCACCUUGCAGGUCCAGAGUUGUCUGAACAGCCGGUGGCCGGAAAUUAUGGGCCAUGGACCAACUUAUGGGGCAUUGGAAUGGUUAUGUGGUGUCUUAUAACGCAGCUCCGAGCACCCAUGCCACCACAGAAAGGGCCAGAAGAGCCCGGCGACGAAUAUUUAUCGCCCAACUAUUGCCCAUUGCUCUUCGACAACGAGGAGUUUGGAUACGUGGACAUAACACUUCGGAGACUAGUUAGGGAAUGCCUAAGGCACAAUCCUGAAGACAGACUUACGUUACCAGAGCUACUCCCCAUAGUGGAGGAAGGAGCCCGGAAGACGUUCUACAAGGAAAGUGAUAGGAGAAUUACACACUGGGUCAAAAAACUGGUAUGUACUGAAAAAGAUCCCUACUUGAAAAGAUGCCACCCACGAGAUAAACCACCGCCCGUACCAGUGGCAGAUUAUACCAACGAUGCUCUCCAAAAUCGAAAUCUAGAUCCAUGGCUGGCUGGCGGCGGACCGGGUCUAGGUGGCCCGGCUGGCUAUUUCCCUCCGCACCCAGUCGAUUGGGUUGAUCCCGACCUCUCCGACAGCCCUCCUCCGAGCAGCUACGAUGGCGAUGGCGAUGAUAAUGAUGAUGACGGUGGAGAUGGCGGAGGCGGUGGGGGUGGGGGUGGAGGUGCCCCUGAUGACGGUGGGGACGGUGGUGUCGGAGGCGGAGGCGGGAGCGGUAAAGAUAAAGACAAAGAAAAAGCCACAGAAGGCGGGACUGGGGACAAAUUGGUUACCGACGACUUUCAUGAUCCCGGAGAAUGGCUCAACCAGUUCGGAGCGCCCAUGCCUCCACCAGGCUCAGAGUCAACCUCGAUAACGAAUCCACCCUCGCCAGGGUCUAUCGAACGGAGGAAAAGCCGACUUGCUAAGUGGCAAGGAGCCAGUUUACCACCACACCUACCACCGAUACCGGCUUCACCACCGGGAGGACCAUCGCAAGCAGGAACAUCACAGGGAGGGGGGCCAUCACUUACAAUACAGGAUCUAAUUGCUGCUGCAUCGGCGGAGGUACCCGUGGUAACUACACCACCUCCCAGACCAGCAUCACCGAUCGGGAACCAACCGCCCUCAGGUGGCGCGCCGAUGGGAUUUCCUGAACUACCGCCACUGGAAAGAUUUUUCGACCCAUGGGGAAGGGAAGUAGACCCAUCACUGGCCCCGCAUGCAUUCCCUAGGAGACAAUGGUGGGGUCCAUGGGGACAGGACAUGACGCCGUAUGAUAGUUGGGGGCGACGAUUGCCUACAUGGAUAGAUCCCUACGGAAGAGCCUUUUCACCACGAGUGGGGGAGUUACCGUUAAGAGCAACCUGGGUUGAUCCAUACGGACUAGCUCAAAACCAAAAUCGAGACAUAACUCGCCCGCGUGGACCAUGGAUUGAUCCAUGGGGCCGAACGGCAACACCACCUGCAGGUCAGGAGAAUGCACAGAUACAAGUGCAAUGGGUGGACCCGUCCUGGUCAACAGUAGCUGCUCCUGAAGGGGAUGGGAUAUCGCCAGCGACUUUCCUCGGCGCACCUCAGCCCCCCGUAACGUCACCAACUAUAACAACAGCGGCGACGCAGACUACACCCGGAGAUACCUCCCCACGCCCAACUGGGGCUGGAAGAGUCCGUCCAUCAACGGCUGCUUGGAAUGCCGCAUCUAGAGCAAUAGGAGACGCAGUGUCCAGAGCAACUAGGCCACCGCGCAGGCCUGAAGUAUCCGAUAUAACAAUAGCGGGUCCCCCAUACUCGCGUAUACCGCCAGCACCCACAGCACCUGCGGAAGGUAGUGCGUCCGGAUCUGGAGUGAACCGACCGCGACCUAAGAGAAAUAUUUUCAGCUUCCUCCCAGGGCGUAAUGCCGGCCGUCGUCGUUAA